AUGCCUCGGGCAAACAAGGACGCCCUCGAGUAUCUGGGUGUGUUUUUCGUGAAAAUGGACUUGUCGGUGCGCCGCGUCACCCAAUCCUCAGAGUCGCCAAGUCUGCUGAUGCAAGACCUUGCCGGUAUCUUUGCUCCGUACCUCCUGCGACCAUCGCUUUGGACGAAUGCAGACGCGUCGGAAAAGCAACGAACGCGCGUGGUCCAGCGCAGUUUCCUGCUCCACUUUUUGUUCUUUGUCAAAAAGAAGCACAACUUGAUGACGCGGUCGGAGCGCACCUCGAUGGAUUCCACCGAGGACGAGCUUGUCGAUGACUUGCUUUUGCGCGCCAUCCCUGCAUCGGCUCGCUUCAACAUGGCGUUCGCUUCCACUUUUGCCUCCGCUCCCUCGGUGCCGCCGUCCCUGUCCGCAUCGCUGGUGUCGUCGGGCACGACUGGGGCCUCGCAUUUCCACCCGACGGGCCAGAGCUUUGGAGCGGCGUCGGCCGUCACCGACCCUGGCAGCGAGGGCAGUGACAACGACGACGACAAUGACCUCGAGAAUGUUUCCCAGAGUCGCACCACAACGCGUCGUAAUUCGCUCCGGUCAAUGACCAGCACGACCUCGUCGGUGAAGGCGCCAAAGUUUGUCAAGCACGCGUUCGUGGAGGUGUGGGUCGACGCCCUGCCAACCGCCCCUUCCGUGCUCUCCGCUCCGCUGCAACGCCUCGUCCCCGCCGACCGCCUGCGUCAACCAGAAGCGACACCAUCGAGCGAACAGUCGUCCGUUCGCCUGGUUCCGUUUUUGGUUGCAGAGAACACUCACAUGGGUCGCGUUGCUCUCGGGGAGAGCUCGCUGUCGCUCGACGCUGCAGCAAGCCAUGCCGUGCGCGCCCUCGAUUUCGACACCAAGCGCAAGAAGCGUCACCUGCAACGGCGCGGCACAGCGACGUCUCUGGCUUCCGUCAAGUCCAAGUCUGCUGCUGGUUUGCUCAUUCGUGUGCAAGGUCCCGUCCCAACGUUUAUCACGCCGGACAGCGAGAUUCCGUUUCGGGGCUCCUUCGUCCAUCCCGAAGGGUUUGUUGUGCUCCCCCGCCAAGCUAGUCCCACUCCUCCCAACUUGCCGAGUUUGAAUAAUAGUAAUAAUCAUCGCUCGCAGACCUCAGACGGAGGCACCAACGGCACCAACGGCGCCAUCGGCGGUGGCGAGCCCGGCUCGUACCUCGCUCUCCCCGACGCACUGCCGCCGCACCUGCGCAAAACGCGCCCGCGCGCCUCCUUCUCGAAAGUUUCUGCUGCCUUUUCGCGCGAUCCACACGAUGAAGACUGGGGGUUGGGGCCAAUAGAGCAUCCAGCCUCUGUUGUCAUGGAAUCGACGAGCGAAACCAAUCCUCGUGCUGCUGUUGUCGAAGCGUCCCUUGUGCAAGCGCAUGCCUCCGGUGCUCUUCUCCUUGAUCCGUACAUGGAAGCGAAUGAGGCUGCGACGGCGGAUGAUUCUGGCGAUGCCAGCGACGACUCUGAGAACGAGGACGACUCGCCUGUCGCCGAAGAUGCCUCGAUGAACGAGCAGGUUGAUCAAAGUUAUUCGACCUCUCCAGCAUUGACAGCUUCGGCCGCGUCUCGUGAAGAAACCUACUCGAAUGGUAGCACCGACGACCACAUUCAUCAUCUCAUUUCGCUCGACAGUACAGAAGAAGCCGCUGCAAAACGAGCAGCUCAAAAGCAAUCCACCAUACCGCAGUCGCAUCCAGUGGAUGAUGGCGAUCAGUCAACUCUCCCUGCCUUUUCGGUAUUAUCGCAUGAACAAACGGACGCUCAACUCCAGCCUGCACUUGCAGAGCACUCAACGCCGAAUCUCCCAGCGGCAUCUGGGGCUCGAGUGAAAACCAUCCGCCGGCCUGCCUUGGAAACCCUGUCAGAGAGUGUCUCUGCAAGGGGCAUUGUCCAGCUCGACUGGGUGCAGGAUGCAUCCACCAAAGCGCGCACGGCCUUCUUGCAAGACUCGCCCAGCAUUGCUCGCUGGCUCCAGGCACCCAUUCUCCAAGGUGAUCCAGAGCUGAUGCCCAACUUUGACUUGGUUGUGUUUGGCGGCAUUGGAGCAACAGGCAUGGAGAGCGAAGCCCUGUACGACAAGAAGGCGACUGCAAGAAUGCAGCGGUACUCUGGCUCGUUUGGCGUUCAUUUUGAGGCCCCAGGGCGUGGUCUCGUCCAUUUGGUCACGAACAUUGGCCACAGCGAGCUUCCUUUGAGCUCGAACGAGUCCGCCCGAGAGCAAGACAGGGCGUGGGGCUCCUCGAGUGAGGUGAUGGACCACCUCCGCAAUCGCAGCACGAGCGUCAAGACGACCAACUCUGUCCAAUUUUCCGUGCACAUCGGAGAAGGUGCAGCUGUGCUGGCGUCUGGUGCCGUCGAAACAGACUCGCUGUCUGCACUCGAGCCUCAGCUCGCCGCCGUUGCCGAGGACCUCGACACGACGCUCACUGGAUCGCUCAGCCAAUCGAUUGCGUCGCUGGACUCGUUGGUCAGUCUCGAAGCGGCACCGCCCGUAGUUGUUGUCUCUUCGCUGGCUCCGCGCGAACAUCCCGACGAAACGUCCUCCUCGCAGUCGCCGGAACAACAGCCAUCGCCGCUCCCAGAACUGCUGCUGAAACAAGCAGACGAGCAGCAAAACGCUCCUCCACACGACCUUCAACCUCACCCCCACACGGAGGCCGUCGAAAGGCCUGCCGAUCACACCAGUCCCUCGCCCAAAUCUCCAGCCGCAGACUUUAAGCGACCUUCCGUGAUGGUGGCCAACUAUGACAACGCAAUGGCCUUCCCGCGCACCCACGCCCUGUAUGCUGGCGAUCGUCUGCAGGCAGAAUCGGACAUUGUGCAGUUCUUCUUGUCCUUUGCCUCGCAAGUGCGCAAGGCCGAGUUCAUUUAUGACCAACAGUCGGACUUGCUCAACCAAAAGCUCCCUCGGCUCCAUGACGGAUCGCGCUGCGAGAACUGCGGAGCCGGAAUAACGACGCUCAGCUUCUCGCGAAAGGGUCGACGCUCGCACUGCGGCUAUUGCGGCAGGCUGCUUUGCAGUGCCUGCUGUGAUCGCAACUUUGUCAUUCCUGCCCGCAUCGUGCAGCGAGGCGACUUGACCCCGCAUGUUGUUUGCCAGGCGUGUGAGGCCCACUUGCAGUGCCACUUGUAUGCGCCCCUUAUCGAGCUCAAUGCCCUCAGUGCGGAGGCCAUUCUCGAGAUUGGCCGCACCAAGGUCGAAACCAUGCUGGAAGACUGCGCCAUGCUGAUGCGCUACAUUUACUACCACGUGCUUCCGGCGUGUCCGUCGCGCCAGCUGCUCUUGUCGCUUUUGCCAUCACGCAUUGUGCCGCUUCUGCUCGUGUACCAGGACUCUGUUGGCGCGCGUAUCAGCUUGGCAGACUUGUGCGAGCUCCCCACCCGCCAGUUUGCGGAAAUCAUCCAUGCAUACCGGCAGCUGUUUGGUCAUCACGUUCAGUACUGCAAGCAUUGCUCUCAGCUGAAGCGAGAAUGUUGCGCGAAGGAACUGUGCACGCGUCCUCCUCACAGCACCACUCCCACCCCUGUCUCGACUGCUUCUCCGAGCGCGCCAUCGUCUGGAUCGACGCUCUUGGACCCCACGGCCAAGUCAACAGAACUCAUGCUUUGUCCUCGAUGCAUGCAGUACUGUCACGUUGAAUGCUGGCGCGCUGUCGAAUCGCAGUGUCUCGCAUGCGCGGCCAAGCCCCAAACGAACGUCCGGCUCAUUCUUCCGGCAGAGGCGCCCCAGAACUUUGGUCUCUCGGCUCGCAACCGGCUGGCAGGCGCAGCGGUGAGUGUGCCCACGUUGGUUGGCGCAACUGCAGCAGCACCGUCGACUUUAACUGCCGUUCAGGCGGAAGCACCGGACUCUGCUCGGUCGAGCACCACAUUGUCUAUCGCGUCGGUUCCAGCGACGCAAGCCAGUGACAGUCAAGCCCGUCGCGGGUCGCUUGCAAGCGCAGGUGACGGUGGCGAUGCGCCGAGCCUCGCCAGCACGCUUUCCCCAAGUCAGCGCUCAAGCCUUCAGCAAUUCAACGUCGCGUCGCCGACGCCGUCCCUACUCGCCGCCCAGCCUCACUCUUUCAAUCCGUCCGUCGAAGGAGUGGAUCUCUCCACCUUGCCGGGCGAAACACUGCUCUGGGACGUCGCGGUGCACGACUUUUUCAGCGCAGCCUGAACGUUGUCAUCC
Capsaspora owczarzaki ATCC 30864 is the source of this 4203-nucleotide messenger RNA. RefSeq lists its product as hypothetical. The coding region runs from base 1 to 4191 and encodes 1396 amino acids. NCBI's taxonomy places the organism in Eukaryota, Filasterea, Ministeriida, Capsasporidae. The transcript has a single exon. Gene Ontology annotation, biological process: signal transduction. The record is from RefSeq and is a predicted model, not a curated record. Gene Ontology annotation, molecular function: metal ion binding.